UCAAUUAACAUGUCUUCCACCAAACCUCCAAAUGAAAAUGCACCACCCACAGGGAGACAACCAGGACUGAAGAGUGUUCAGACAACUCUUCUCUUCCGAGCUGUGAACCCAGAGCUUUUCAUUAGGCCUAACAAAGCUGUGAUGGCAUUUGGACUGGUAGCUGUUAGCCUGUGUGUGGCCUACCUUGGCUACCUGCAUGCAACAGCAGAGAAUCACAAGGACCUCUCUGAAGCCAUCGACCCUGAGGGCUCCAGGCACAUCAGGAAGAAAACUUCCAAGUGGGACUGA
Acanthisitta chloris (rifleman) is the source of this 288-nucleotide messenger RNA. RefSeq names its product small integral membrane protein 8 (gene SMIM8). The coding region runs from base 10 to 288 and encodes 92 amino acids. The transcript is spliced from 2 exons. NCBI's taxonomy places the organism in Eukaryota, Metazoa, Chordata, Aves, Passeriformes, Acanthisittidae. The record is from RefSeq and is a predicted model, not a curated record.